Molecule: messenger RNA, 1803 nt
Organism: Pyricularia grisea
Lineage: Eukaryota; Fungi; Ascomycota; Sordariomycetes; Magnaporthales; Pyriculariaceae
Exons: 1
Coding region: 1-1803 (600 amino acids)
Molecular function (GO): protein binding
Source: RefSeq, a predicted model, not a curated record
AUGCCAAGCUUCAAGAUAUCUCUGCUCAGGGCAGCCGCCCUUGCCAUCCUGGCCUGCCGAGCCACUGCCACCGAUCAACGGCAGAAGCCUCUGACAUCUAAUGAUGACACUACCACGGAAGAAACCCUCGUCACAGCUGCCGCACCCGACGAUCAAAUCCCUGACGCGCAGCCCCCGACUGGAGGGAACUGGCUGGGCUGGGGCGCUGGCGUGUACAACAACCGCUGGGCGGCGAGCGACGCCGUCGUCGACAGCUCCAACAUCGCCAACCUGACCAAGGUCUGCUCCGUGCAGUACACGACCGCCGGCCAGAGCGCACCGCCCCUGGUCACUGGUGGCGUGGCCUACUACCCGACCUGGUCCGGCUUGAUCGAGGCGCUAGAUUACAAGAACUGCCAAAAGGUCUGGUCUAUCAACGUGACACGCAUCAUCGACGACUACCGGCCCGGCCCGGUGCAAAAUGGCAAGGCGAAAGUGUCGCGAACGACGCCUGCGCUGGGUGACGACGGCGAGACGCUCUACUUUGGUACCAUCGCGAACGCGCUCGUGCUCGCCAUAGACCGCAGGUCUGGCAAGCUCAUCGACAGCCUGCAGCUCGACGCCAACCCCUUUGCCAUCCUGACGCAGUCGCCCACCUUUUACGACGGGAGGCUGUACGCCGGAGUGUCCAGCAGCGAGUCGGCCGCCUUCCCCGGACACCCAUGCUGCUCGUUCGUCGGGUCGCUGCACGCCGUGGCGCUGCGCCGCGGCCGGCUCCAGCUGCUGUGGAGCGUGCAGACCAUCCCGCAGGACUCCAUCGCCAACCAAAACUUCAGCGGCGCCGCCGUCUGGGGCAGCCAGCCGUCCAUCGACCCGAUCCGCCGGCAGGUCUUCAUCGGCACCGGCCAGCUGUACUCUCUCCCGCCCGCGUUUGAGGAGUGCCAGCGGCAGACGGCCAACAUCACCGUCAUCAAGCAGGGCCUGACUGGCCAUGACCCCUGCCUGCCCCGGACGGCGUACCAAAACUCCAUCCUGGCGCUGGACCUCGACACGGGCCGCGUCAACUGGGUCCGGCAGCUGGGUCCCCUCGACGCCUGGAACGCCGGCUGCAUCGACUUCCCCGGCCUACCGCCUAACCCUGGCGCGUGUCCAGACUUCCCCGGCCGAGACGCCGACUUUGGCAUGGCGCCGACCUUUGUGCUGGGCAGCGCCGCCACGCCCUUCGGAGUGGACAUUGUGGUGGCGGGGCAGAAGAACGGGAUGCUGUGGGGCCUGUGCGCGGCGUCGGGCACGACGGCGUGGGCGACGCAGACGGGGCCCGACGGGCUCGAGGGCGGGCUGACGUGGGGCGUGGCGGUCGACGACAGAGCAGUGUACUUUACAAACACCAACUCGGAGCAUCGCCCGUUCCCGAUCCCGGGCGGCGACGUCGUGUCCAACAGCGCCUUCGGGGCGGCGAGCCUGACGGACGGCAGGAUCCUGUGGCUGACGCCGGCGCCGCACAACCACGACAGCUACGUGGCCCCGGCCGUGGUCAACGACGUGGUGCUGGUGGGCACGUCGGGUACCAGGGGGGACUUCGUCGAGCCAGUCGGGCCUGGGUACCUGACGCCCUUGGACAAGAGGACGGGGAAAGUGCUGAGGCGGAUCAAGCUGGAUGCGGUCCUGAAGGGGGGUCCGGCGACGGUGGAGGAUUAUGUCUUCUUUGGCACGGGGUACGGUGGGCUUCACACCCCUGAGGCGGGGUCCUUUAACGUGUGGAAGAUCAACGGUGGAGGAGCGAGGACGGCGGAAGAGGAUGAUGGCGGGAUCGGCGAGUUGUGA